AUGGCCAACGACCAGCCCGCAGAAACGCCCCGCGACGAUGACCUGCGUCUGCAAGCCCAGGCCCUGAGCGGCAAGGCCCCGCCGCGGAAGGCGCCCCGUGACAUCCUCGUCGAGACGCACAACAGCCAUGUUCAGAAGCAGGUGGGCAAGCCAAAGGCCACCAACUUGGUGAAGAAGCCCAUCUUGGCCCUCGCCUACCCGGCCUCUUACAAGCCCGUCGCCGAGCUAGAAAAGAUGCGCUUGAGUGAGCUCCUGGUCGAAACGCACCAUGAAGGCAAGAUCCUCAUUCUCAGGACUGUUACCCCGCCCUAUCAGGGCGCUGGUACCGUCGUCAUCGUCGAGGAUGAGCACGGCGACGCCGACAAGAUGGGUAUCUACAACCAGAGCGAACGCUCCAUAUUAUCAAUCAUCCCCGAGGGGUCAGUAGUUGCCGUCAAAGAGCCCUACUACAAGUACAACGGCCAGGAUGACUACAUGAUCUGCGUUGACCACCCCUCCGAUAUCAUCUACCUCAAGUUCGAUGACGCCAUCAUUCCCGAAAAGUUCCAGCUCGGUGAGGGCGAGACUGACACCGCCGCCGACUGGAAGUCUGCCGGUGACAAGGCGUUCUUGACUAAGAGCUACCCCAUUUCUGUCCUUUGCUACACGAGGGCCCUCGAGACGGAUGACACUAAUGACGCCGCGUUCCGAACCGACCUCUACGCCAAGCGUGCCGGCGCCAACCUCAUCAUGAAGCACUACGAUAGCUCCAUCUCUGACGCAAAGGAAGCCAUGACUGGCAAGGAGACGGACUGGAAGCUGCACUUCACCGCCGGCCGCGCCGCAUACGCCCUUCGCGAUUUUGCCCGUUGCAAGGAAUUUUACGAGCUUGCGCUCAAGACCAAGCCGGAUAACCCCGCUGUUCAGCAGGAGCUCGAGAACUGUUUGGAGAGGAUCAAGGAGGAGACCGAGGGCGUCUUCAACUUCAAAACAUGGCCCGCCGUUCACGGCCGUGGUCUCUUUGCUACCAGGGAUAUCAAGGCUGGCGAAACCGUCUUCUGCGAAAAGGCCGUGUGCGUGCCCAACGAGUUUAACCUUGACCACAACUCGGCCGCCCUCUUCGCCAAUCUCGUGCGCACUUGCCAUGAUAACCCCUCUCUUCACGCCAAGGUUCUUGACCUCCACGCCGGCUCCUACAAGCGCUCCGAACACGAGAGUGACAUAGUCGACGGCGUGCCCGUCGUUGACGUGUUCCUUCUCGAGUCGAUUCGACGCAAGAACUGCUUCAGCGGCCCGCGAAUUAGUGAUGCCAUGUGGCAGCGUCGGUGGUCCGCCCGCCGCGACGGCAUGUCCAGGGGCCUGUGGGCUACUGCCGCCUACGCCAACCACUCGUGUGUCCCCAACACAAACCGCUCCUUCAUCGGCGAUUUCCUCAUCUCUACUGCCACCAUGGACAUCCCCGCCGGCGCCGAGAUCACCCACAUCUACGUGGCGCCUCGCGCCAUCUACCCGCUGCGUCAGCAGCAGUUCCGCAACUGGGGCUUCAACUGCGAGUGCGAGCUGUGCGCGACCGAGGCCAAGUCUUCGGCCGAGAACCAGGAAAAGCGCACCAAGACCCUGGCCGAACUCGAACUCUUGCUGCGCAAGAAGAAGCCGACACAGUUCCAGCCCGACGCCUCCAUCCGCCCCAUUGAAAGCUUGGCCGCCAGCUCGAGAGAGCGGCGAGGAGGUCAGGUCGUACAGGGUGGCAAGCGCGGCAUCACGACGUUUGAGGUCGUCAAGGCGCUCAAGUUUGCUUCGGACGCUUAUGCCGCUUUGGGAGAGGAGGAUCUAGCCAAGGAAUAUAUCGAAGCGGCUAGGAUCGGGUACAAGACCCUGUCCGGAUUCGAUGAUCACUUCGCGCAUGUCCGCGCAAGCCCCAACAGCUGGAUCUAG
Messenger RNA from Parascedosporium putredinis, 1914 nucleotides. NCBI's taxonomy places the organism in Eukaryota, Fungi, Ascomycota, Sordariomycetes, Microascales, Microascaceae. The record is from the annotation of a GenBank genome assembly.